Messenger RNA from Labrus mixtus (cuckoo wrasse), 3252 nucleotides. RefSeq names its product ephrin-B2a-like. Gene Ontology annotation, cellular component: plasma membrane. Gene Ontology annotation, biological process: blood vessel morphogenesis; ephrin receptor signaling pathway; axon guidance. The record is from RefSeq and is a predicted model, not a curated record. The coding region runs from base 205 to 1227 and encodes 340 amino acids. NCBI's taxonomy places the organism in Eukaryota, Metazoa, Chordata, Actinopteri, Labriformes, Labridae. Gene Ontology annotation, molecular function: ephrin receptor binding. The transcript has 5 exons.
CUCUGUCCUCAAUACACGUAUUUCGUCACACGAAUGAUUUUCUAGCCAAUUACUCACAAUGUGGAGAAUUUCACUGAACAACUGCAGGGGGGAGACUCGUAACUUGUUGGGAUUUCACUCAGGAGGGAUGCGUCCUGUGCGCGCACCUGGCGCCGCUGGAGACAUGCAGGGGCGACACGUUUCUGCCUCUUUUCACUCUGGUUUAUGAUACCGAGCCGCCGCCGAAACCUGACAUUUAUUCCUGUGAUGGGGAGAAUCACAUGGAGCUGCGGUGCCGUGAUCCUCCUGGCCAUCAUUAGCUCAUGCCGUGCCGUCACUCUGGAGUCCAUCCACUGGAGCAGCUCCAACACAAAGUUUAGUCCAGGUAGGGGUCUAGUCCUGUAUCCUCAGAUUGGGGACAAGAUGGACAUCGUGUGUCCCCGAGCUGCUGCCUCCCCAGGGGUGAAGGAGGAGGUCUAUCGGGUGUACCUGGUCUCCCGCAGUCAGAUGGAGAGCUGCACCAUCCACAAGACCGACACACCUCUGCUGAACUGUGACAAACCCAACCAGGAUGUAAAGUUCACCUUCAAGUUCCAGGAGUUCAGCCCUAACCUGUGGGGUCUGGAGUUUCUCAAGGGGAGGGACUAUUACAUCACCUCCACCUCUUCAGGCUCCCUGCAAGGUCUGGACAACACUAACGGAGGGGUGUGUAAAACCAAAUCCAUGAAGCUUGUGCUGAGAGUUGGCCAAAGCUCUUCAGAUCCACCUACAACGCUCCAGGAGUCCCCCACCAGAUUCCCACCAACAAAGCCCAAGGCCAAGGCCAAAGAUCCCUCCGUGAAAGAAGAGGAUACAAAAAGCACAACUGAAAAAGGACAGACAAACCCACAUGGCGUCCCUUCCUUUGAGCCAGGACUGUUCAUGUGGAUUGUGUGUGGCGGUGUGAUCCUCCUGGUGGUCAUCAUAAUUGUGGUGGUGGUUCUGUGGCGGUACCGUCGCCGUCAGGGCGUCCCAGUCAGCCAGCAGUCCGAUGCAGUGUCCCUCAACACUCUGUCCGUGCCGAAGCGGGACAGCAUCAGCAGCGACAACAAUGGCUCGGACCGCAGCGAUGUUGUUUUUCCUCUCCGGGCUUCCGACAGUAUGAUCUGUCGUCAUUACGAACGUGUAAGCUCUGACUACGGGCCUCCUGUGUACAUAGUUCAGGAGAUAACGCCGCAGACUCCCACCAACAUCUACUACAAAGUCUAAUGGCUGCUGCUCUGGAGCCAAACUUCUGCUGAGAAACUAUCCACAACACACUGAAGCUGCUGUCAGUGACACAGAGUUGUUAUGGAAGGCUUGAAGAAAAGACAGAAUGAAUCUAAUCUUUGUGUGCCGCUGUCCCAUGAGGACGUAAACAUUUUGUUUUGUUAACAUAUUGAAAAGACAAUCAGACAGGAAGUUAACGUCUUAACAUCUCCUUGUGUUCACGAGAAACUUUUUCUUUUUCAUGUUCUACACUUGACUACAGUUUUGAGCUAUCUGUACAUUAUUUAAGCAAUUUCAUACAUGACACUUUUUACUUUGCAUCAUUCAUCAUUACAAGUGACUUUACAGAGUAGGAGGACUCUUUGAGAGCGCAGAACUCUGAGAAGGCCCGCCGUCCUGUCCUCUAUGAACAUCUGCAAGUACUUCUUAUGUUUGGAACUAUCAACCAAAUGCAACAAGUAUUUAAAAACAUUAUUGUGCUCAUCUGCAGCAUCUUCAUCUUAGCAUUGUAUUUUUCAUUUAAUACGACAGUGGAAAAAGUGUUGUAAUAAAUAAUACCGUUUAAAAAAACAAAACAGAAAACAACACCAAUCAUUAUCACAAACAAAAACGGUAUGCCAACAGUAAAGAAAUACGUGGGUACGAUCCUGCUCUGGUCCAGGAUUCAAUAGGUGUUCCUUUAGCGCAUGCUUUAAUACGUUUCAUUCAAAUGAAUGGGCCGUCAGUGUUUCCAUAAUCCUGCUGACACACGGGCAACAAGAAAGUAAUGCAAACACAACCUCCUUGAUGGAAGUAGUUUAGAUUUGACCAACUUUAAAUAUUAAACUAAAAUAUUCUUUGACUUAUUUAAUUACAACUGUUGCCUAGUAGUAAAAAACAUUUGAGUUAUAUGUCACUUAGAGCUCGGGGUAAUUUCAGUGCAUCCCCUGAUGUUUUCUAUCAAACAAAGGCAACAAUAAAUGGAUCGAUGUUGACAUUAAACUAGCCGAUUAAUCCAUAAUAAAAACACUCAUGUUCACUCUUGUCCCGCUCAACUUUGAGCUCCUUCAAUGAUUUCUUUUCAUACUUUAUAUGCUUACAUACUACCACUCAAAACAUUGUGAAAGCAGGACUUUGUUGUAAUGAAGAACUUUUACAAGACUUUAACUGAAGGAAACAAUCAAAUCAAAUGCUUAUUUGUUCAUGUUGUUGUUUUCCAGAAAAACUACAUUUAUCACUGCAGCUUUAUUUAUUAUUGAAGUAUUUGUGUAUUUAAUUUAUUGAUAAAUCUCCAAACAUUGACUGUGUACUUCUACAUAUUACAUUGGGAUGUUUUUUUUCAAAACCUAAUUGUGUACGCUUUGUUUGAAAUGCUGUUCAGAGAAAUUAAAAUCACAAUUUUUUUUAAACUUUUAUUAAAGCUAAACAAUUUGAAGAGAUUUUGACACUCUUUCUCUCUGACCAUGGCAGCCAUAUUUAAACAUUUUAAAUUGUUGCUCUCUUAAAGAUUAUUUCUAAAUAGUCCUCUGUAUUCGACCAGGACGUCGAGCUUCAAGAAAUGUCAUUACUUCAUCAUGGAGAGGUUGUUGCUAUUGUUUUUAAUGUGUCAGCAUUGUUGUCUUGUCUGUUUUCCUCUCUUCACCAAAACUAACUACAACCACUGUGAAAGGGAAAGACACAGAGAGAGCAUGAAAAAAAGAAGAAAAUAAAGAAAUGAAAGUUAGAGAGAGAAAUCACAGCACACUCUCUCAGCUUUCAGAUGACUUACAAAAUGACUCAGCAAUGCAUGAUGACUUCAAACAACAGUAAGCUGCAUCACUAUUUACAUACAGCUUUGUUAAAGGCAUUUUAAACCUGACUUUUCGUUUGUACAAAAUGUUUCAUGCAGAACGUCUCAACCAGCAGCCAAGAAUCAGGCUGAAAUGGCUGCAAUGUAAUUCAGGGAAACUGCACCCAACGUAGGUUAGCCCCUUAAGUUUCUAUCUUUUUCUACCUACAGGGUUGGGUUGAUUGUCUAAGUGUCUAACAAUAACGUGGAAGGGAUAC